AAUUGCCGCUUAACUCUUUUCCUUGAUCUUUCUUUUCGAUCGGUCGAUCGCUCGCUCUCUGCUGCCGGCUUUGGUUUAGCGGAUAAGAAGAAAAUGGCGCAUUCGUGCGUGUCCACAUCAGCUUCUUCUUCUUCUCUGAGACUCAACUCUCUGGUCUUCUCUACUGCUAACCCUAACUCCUCUUCCCAAACCAAAACCCUCUCUCUCCCCUUCCAGCCCCUUCGUUCCAGUCCUUUGUGGUUUGCCAGGAAAUUAAGAAAACUAGCUGCUAAUCAAAAGAAUGCCCCGAAUUCUACAGUGAAGGUGGCCUUGUACUCGGGUCGGUUUUCAGAGCCGGAAAGGAGGGAGAUUUGGUCCAUUAGGGAUGAUUUGCAAAUCCCAUCUUCACCUUACUUCCCGGCCUACGCUCAAGGAGGACAAGGCCCCCCUCCAAUGGUGCAAGAGCGUUUCCAGAGUGUUAUCAGUCAGCUUUUUCAACAUAGGAUAAUACGUUGUGGUGGAGCUGUUGAUGAUGACAUGGCAAACAUUAUAGUUGCUCAGCUUCUCUAUCUCGAUGCCGUUGAUCCUAACAAGGAUAUUGUCAUGUAUGUGAACUCUCCAGGAGGAUCAGUUACAGCUGGAAUGGCCAUAUUUGACACCAUGAGGCAUAUAAGACCUGAUGUUUCCACUGUAUGUGUCGGACUAGCUGCUAGCAUGGGAGCUUUCUUACUUAGCUCUGGCACAAAAGGAAAAAGAUACAGCUUGCCAAACUCCAGGAUAAUGAUCCAUCAGCCUCUUGGUGGAGCUCAAGGUGGGCAAACUGAUAUAGAUAUUCAGGCAAAUGAAAUGUUGCAUCACAAGGCAAACCUGAAUGGGUAUCUGGCCUACCAUACUGGUCAAAGCCUCGAGAAGAUCAACGCGGACACUGACCGCGAUUUCUUCAUGAGCGCUAAAGAAGCCAAGGACUACGGCCUUAUAGACGGUGUUAUCAUGAAUCCUCUCAAAGCUUUCCAGCCUCUACCAGCGAGUGCAGAUCAGUAAUGAUACCUCUCAGCUUGUAAACCUCUCCCUUUUUAUUACUGCAUCAAAUGCCAUGAUGGCUAUGUUGUAAGAGUUCAAUGGAACGGUCGUGAUAUUGUACUUGAUUUCUCUUGAUUCUGACUGAUAAAUUUUUAUGCACCUAAAAUCAUUUAAUGGAAUUGAGUUUUGCAGUGUUGUCCAUCGAA
Camellia sinensis is the source of this 1205-nucleotide messenger RNA. RefSeq names its product nuclear encoded CLP protease 5 (gene CLPP5). Gene Ontology annotation, cellular component: endopeptidase Clp complex. Gene Ontology annotation, molecular function: ATPase binding; ATP-dependent peptidase activity; serine-type endopeptidase activity. Lineage: Eukaryota; Viridiplantae; Streptophyta; Magnoliopsida; Ericales; Theaceae. Gene Ontology annotation, biological process: protein quality control for misfolded or incompletely synthesized proteins. The record is from RefSeq and is a predicted model, not a curated record.